This is a messenger RNA of Fundulus heteroclitus (mummichog), 11513 nucleotides long. RefSeq names its product E1A binding protein p300 b (gene ep300b). Gene Ontology annotation, molecular function: chromatin DNA binding; histone acetyltransferase activity; zinc ion binding. The record is from RefSeq and is a predicted model, not a curated record. NCBI's taxonomy places the organism in Eukaryota, Metazoa, Chordata, Actinopteri, Cyprinodontiformes, Fundulidae. Gene Ontology annotation, cellular component: histone acetyltransferase complex; transcription regulator complex; nucleus. Gene Ontology annotation, biological process: positive regulation of transcription by RNA polymerase II.
CCCACCGUAUCAGAGGAGUAGAAACAACAAGCCGCCAUUUUGUUUGGCGGACAGACCGUCAGGAACAGGAGAUCACCGAUAGAAAAAGGAGCGACCCCGGUGGCCGACGGCAGCCGCUCCGGGAACCGCGAGGGGGGAAAGAGACGCAGCCACCGAAUCCCGUCCGAGCUGUCCGGCGCAGGGGAGAGCAGCGGGGAAGCAGGCUGGACGUCCGUGGAGGGAAAGCCGCCUAGGUGUCAUGUAGCUAUAUGUAUUUAUAUAUAUACACAUAUAUAUAAAUAUAUUGGAUGCAUGCAUGAGAAAGAGCGAGGCUCCGAAAAAUCCGAGGCAGGGGGUGUUUUGCAGAGCGGCGACGGGGAGGAGAGGCGGAGGAGGGCUGCACAUUACGAGGAGCAAAACCUGCGAUAAGAGGAAAAUACCACCAUGAAAAAUCACUAUGUGUCCGCGGCGGAGGAAGGACCGAGUGCGCAUAGACAAUUAUAGAAAUAAAUUGCUGCCGGGCAGAAGGGAGAGGUGGAAAAAAAGACGGGUUUAAAGAGCAAGAGAAGGGGGACCAACACGAAGGGGGGGCUUUCACCAUCACAAAGAGUCAACGAGAGGAUUUUUUUUUUCCUCUUCUUUUUUUUUUUUUUUUGCGGGGGUGAUUUCUUAUAUUAAUUGUGCCGAUGUGAAGCAUCCCGCUUCCGAAAUAGCCAUAUCUUUUUCUUAAAAAAAAAAACAAAAAUCACCUUUCGCCUCAGCUCAGCUCCGCUACAGCUUUAUUUUUUAUUAUUUUUUUUAAUUAUUAUUUUUUUUUUGUCUAUGUGUCCUCGCGUCGCAAAUCUUUUCUAAAGCGCCGAAAAAGUGGCAAUAUCGACAACAUUUUUUUCCCCCCAUUAUAUGACAUCCCCGUUGCGCUUGAAACCAGAAGGAAGUAGAGGAGGAAUCUCUGCAGGGAGCGAAAGAUAAGUAACCCGGUUUGAUCCUCGCAAAAAGAAGAGAGUGAGAGAGGGAAAAAAAUAACUUAAUUAGAUCAAUCCAAACUGCCCUGCUGAUUGGCAAUUAGCGUCGGGGAUUGUAUGCGAGAAGCAGAUCUAAGAGCCAGAAACCGCAUGCCAAGCGGCAGCUAAAGCCGUCUGUUCUUGCAACAGAUCACUGGCGAAAUCCACCAAAUUUGUGAUCUCAGUCUGUUCUUCAGUGCCUUUUUUUUUUUUUUUUUUUUUUUUUGCAUGGUUCAACACUUAAGUGCACAUAAAAGUCGGCACGCACGUGCGAGGGAAGAAAAAAAAAGUCACGCAAGGGAAUAUAGGUCUACAUGUUAUGGACUUUUUUUUUCUCUCCUUCUUUCAUCUGAGUGGACGGAUCUAUCCUCAGACCAGUUAUACUACUUAUCAAAUCACUGUUAAGCCAGUUUGCAGCUUUGCCAACACUUGCAUUCAAACUACUGCUCGUUGCCUUCUUUUAUUUGCCGUGGAAAAUUAAACAAAAAAAAAAAUCUGCAGGAUCUCGUCGCUGUUGCACUGAAAGCAGCGGGCGAGCUGAAGUCGUCUUCUUCGGAGUGCUUACUUUUGUGCCAUCACGCUUCAUCUCUCCCCCCCACACACACCUCCACCUCUCGCAGCCUUUUUUUUAAAGAUCUGAACCCAGCGGAGGAUUUUUGGCCGGCGUGCCAUGGAAGAUCGGGUUGAAUGGACCUCGGAGGACGGAUCCUGGGACAGUUUUGAUGUCAUGAGGUUGUCAGUCGCCCGUCGACUCCACCUUCUCGCCGCCUCUUGUUGAAAUCUCCCGAAGAAACCAAAAUCUCCGCACAGGGGAGGGGGAUUGAUAUCUCAACCAGAGAAGGUGCUACAAAACUCAGGAGGAGGACCGAGGAAGAGUUGAACAUCGCCCGUCCUCUUCCCCCUACCGUCCCCCCCCCCCCAAGCGGUGGGGGAGCGCGAUCUGGAUCGUUUCCUAACGGGAGUAAGAAGGCGGAAAUAAAAGGGGGAAAACAUCAGCCCUAAGUGGAUACAUCUUAUUUUAAAAUUCGUCAAAAAAAUAUGGCCGAUAAUGUGCUGGAGUCUGGCCCGCCUUCAGCCAAGAGGCCCAAGCUGGCCUCCCCGGCUCUGUCCGUGUCCACCAGUGAUGGGAAUGAUUUUGGUUCAUUCUUUGACCUGGAGCAUGACUUGCCUGAUGAGCUCAUCAGUUCCUCAGACCCAGGGCUGACGAACGGAGGAGAUCCUAGCCCAUUCCACAGCAGCUUCGGAGGAGGCGUUCAGGAUGCGGCUGCAAAACACAAACAGCUAUCUGAACUCUUGCGCGCUGGAGCGCCAACGCAGCCGGGGCCCCCCGCUUCCAACAGUGCACCCUCCGGGCCUUCCAUGGCCAUGAUGGGGGGAGUCUGUGGACCUCAAGGCAUGCACCAUCAGGGCCAACAGCAACAACAACAGCAGCAGCCUGGACUAAUGCAGCAAGUUGGAAUGGUGCCGAACAGGGCAACGGCAAUGAUGGCUGCCCAAAAGAGCACCACUGGACAGCAACAGCAUCAGCACCAAGGGCUAAUAGGGGGGCAGGUUGUGAAUGGUUCGCCCAGAAUGGGUUACCCUGGCAACACCGGGAUGGGUAGCAAUAGUAAUAUCUUGGCAGAGACCUUACAGCAGCAGCAGCAGCAGGGUGGUCCAGGCAUGGCAGCUGGGGGUCAAGCGGGAAUGAGACAACUCCAGCCUGGUGCGCUGAAACAGAUGAAUUUAAUGGGCAACACGGGGUCUUAUGGCGGUCCAUACAGCCAUUCUGCUGGCCAGGGGCUGCCUGGAGAGGGGCUGGCCCCACAACUCCAGAAUAAAACGGGCCUCCCCAACAGCAUGGCUGCCCAGUUCAACAUGGACAAGAAGACGCCUCCUGGUCAAGGCAUUCCCGGGAUGACUGCUCAGCAGCAGCAGCAGCCCAGUGCAGUUGGCAGCGUGUCGGCAUCGGUGGGUGGGCCCCAGGUUGGCCUGAACGCUGUGGGCGUAGGACCGGGCGCCACGCCCCCCACCGCUGACCCUGAGAAGCGGAAGCUUAUCCAGCAGCAGCUCGUCCUCUUGCUCCACGCGCACAAGUGCCAACGGAGGGAGCAGGCCAACGGGGAGGUGCGGCAAUGCAACCUGCCCCACUGCCGCACCAUGAAGAACGUGCUCAACCACAUGACUCAUUGCCAGGCUGGCAAGUCCUGCCAGGUCGCACACUGUGCCUCAUCCAGACAGAUCAUCUCACACUGGAAGAAUUGCACGAGACACGACUGUCCUGUGUGCCUGCCGCUGAAAAACGCCGGAGACAAGAGGAACCAGCAGUCGCUGGUCAACAGUGCAGCUGUAAGUUUAGCGAACUCCCUGGGUGGAGCGGGGCCCGGCGGGCAGUCGAGCACGCCGAGCCUGAACCCUCCCAACCAGAUCGACCCCAGUUCCAUAGAGAGGGCCUACGCCGCGUUAGGCCUUACAUACCAGGGCAACCAGAUGCCACAGCAGCAGCAGCAGCCGCCGCAGGCCGCCAUGCCAAACCAAGGCCUUCAGGGACAGCCCGGGAUGAGGACUUUGAAUUCAAUGGGUGGUAACUCUGUAGGAGUGAAUGGUUCUGUUGGGGUGCAGCCUCCGAACCCGCAGUCUGCACUGCUGCCGGAUGCCAUCCUGCACAACAUGAAUGCACAAAGCUUGAUGAACGAUGCCGUGGGGAACCUGGGCUCCAUGCCCACGGCCACGCCCCCUUCUGCUGCAGGGAUGAGGAAGUCUUGGCAUGAAGACAUCACGCAGGACCUCCGCAACCACCUCGUCCACAAGCUAGUGCAAGCCAUCUUUCCCACCCCUGACCCCGCGGCGCUGAAGGACAGGCGGAUGGAGAACUUGGUGGCCUACGCUCGGAAAGUAGAGGGAGACAUGUACGAGUCUGCAAACAGUAGGGCGGAGUACUACCACCUUCUGGCAGAGAAGAUCUACAAAAUCCAGAAGGAGCUGGAAGAAAAGCGGAGGACACGGCUCCAAAAGCAGGGCAUGAUGCCCGGCCAGUCCUGCCUUCCCUCCUCUGGCCUCCCACAGGGCCCUCCUGGCAUGGGCCAGGUCCCAGUGCCGCCUGGGCAACCUCCUAAUGGUCCUCAUGCCGAUCCGUCCAUGAUCAGACCCGCCGGUCCCAAUCAGAUGCUCAACAGGAUGCAGAACCCAGCAGGAAUGACCCAGUUUGCUCAGAUGGGGAUGCAGGCUAUGAGUCAGAGGUCAACGCCUCCUCUUCCUCUCAAUCCUCAAAUGAACCAGAUGGGCAUGGGACCAACGCGGAUGGGUCAGCCAAGUGCCACACAGCUACAGAAUCAGUACCUUCCUCCAGGGCAGUUCCCUGGCUCCAGUCCUGGUCUCAGUUCAGGUCCUGGUGGCAUGAACCAGCCAGGAGCACAGGCCGCGGUGCCUUCUCAGAACCAGAUGUCGACGCCUCCAUCCAUCCCCGCCAGCAGCCCCGCAGCACAGUCUGGCUCUUCUGUCCCGUGUCCUGGAGGGUCUUUUGGGCCUAACGGCAGCGCUCCCGGGCCCCUGUCCAGCCUCCACCCGCCCUCCUCCCAGCCCUCCUCCUUCCCUCACUGCACACCUGUCCGCACAAACUCCCCGUCACCAGCGCGCAGCUUAACGCCUCAGCCACAUCAGACACCGCCUACGCUGCCCCGCUCUCAGACGCCUCAGCCACACACCCCGAACACGCCACAGGUGGCCACCCCACAGCACGCCCAGCAGCAGCAGCAGCAGCAGCAGCAGCAUCAGCAGCAGCACCAACAACAACAACAAUCCUCUCAUAUGCCGCAGCCUGCCCCGUCAGGACCAACGGCGAACUCAGAGAAAGCCAAUCAGUUUCCACAGCAACCGCUUGGGGGUGUCCCAUCUCCAGAGCCCCCAGCAGCUCAGCCUUCUCUGGUCCCGACCCAGAGCGAUCAUGCACCGCAGCUGCCACGCACCCCAGCCUCUCCUAAGCCUUCCCUGACAGCUGAAGGACAAGUUUCAUCCCCGGCAUCAAUCACGAGUAGCUCCGACCACAACUCCCAGCUCGCUCCCGCAGACGGCCUCGUUUCAAGCCAGGAAGACGUCAAAGUUAAGGUGGAGAAGGAAGAGGAAGACGAGGAGGAGGACGUAGGCGGUGACACCGGGGGACACAGCAAGGGGAAGACGUGCAAGACUCAGUCUGAGGUGAAGAAUGAAGACAAACCUGAGAUUGAGGAUGAGAAGCCAUCAGGAGAUGCGUGUAAACCUGAGCCCAUGGACACGUCGUCAUCCUAUUCUGGGUCAUCAUCAGCCGCGUCAAGCGAAGACAAGAAGCCAGAGGUGAAGAAGGAGCCUAAGGAGGAAGAUGAGGGAUCAGGGUCGUCGGCCACCAACAGCUCCUCAGCCAGUAGUCAGAGCAAGAAGAAAAUCUUUAAGCCGGAGGAGCUGCGUCAGGCUUUGAUGCCGACCUUGGAGGCAUUAUACCGCCAGGACCCUGAGUCCCUUCCCUUCCGCCAGCCGGUGGACCCCCCGUUACUGGGAAUACCCGACUACUUCGACAUCGUCAAGAACCCCAUGGACCUCUCGACCAUCAAGCGCAAGUUGGACACGGGACAGUACGAGGAGCCGUGGCAGUACAUCGAGGACAUCUGGCUGAUGUUCAACAACGCCUGGCUGUACAACCGCAAGACGUCGCGCGUCUACAAGUACUGCUCCAAGCUGGCCGAGGUGUUCGAGUCGGAGAUCGACCCCGUUAUGCAGGGCCUGGGCUACUGCUGUGGGAGGAAGUACGAGUUUUCCCCCCAAACUCUUUGCUGCUACGGAAAACAGUUAUGCACCAUCCAACGCGACGCCUCUUAUUUUAGUUACCAGAACAGGUACCACUUCUGUGAGAAGUGUUUCAACGAAAUCCAAGGCGACAGUGUUUCCCUGGGGGACGACCCCUCCCAGCCUCAGACGUCCAUCAACAAAGACCAGUUCCAGAAAAAGAAGAACGACACCCUUGACCCUGAGCUACUCGUGGAAUGUACCGACUGCGGUCGUAAAAUGCACCAGAUCUGCGUCCUGCAUAACGACACCAUUUGGCCGUCAGGCUUUGUAUGUGACAACUGCCUGAAAAUGGCCAAUAAGACGCGAAAGGAGAACAAAUAUGCAGCCAAAAGACUUCCUCAGACAAAGCUGGGCAACUAUCUGGAGAUGCGAGUGAACGACUACCUCAAACGCCAGAGCCACCCUGAGUCCGGGGAGGUCACCGUCCGUGUGGUCCACGUCUCAGACAAGGUGGUUGAGGUCAAGCCGGGCAUGAAGUCCAGGUUUGUAGACAACGGGGAGAUGGCCGAGUCUUUCCCGUACAGGAUGAAAGCCUUGUUCGCAUUUGAGGACAUCGAUGGGGCAGACGUGUGUUUCUUCGGCAUGCAUGUUCAAGAGUACGGCUCCGACUGCCCCCCACCAAAUCAGAGACGGGUGUACAUUUCUUACUUGGACAGCGUGCACUUUUUUAGACCUCGAUACCUAAGGACCGCCGUCUACCACGAGAUACUACUAGGCUACCUGGAGUACGUCAAAAGAUUGGGGUACACGGCAGGACACAUUUGGGCUUGUCCUCCCAGUGAGGGGGACGAUUACAUUUUCCACUGUCAUCCACCGGACCAGAAGAUCCCAAAGCCCAAACGGCUGCAGGAGUGGUACAAGAGGAUGCUGGACAAGGCUGUUACUGAGCGAAUCAUCCACGACUACAAGGAUAUUUUCAAGCAGGCUACAGAGGACCGCCUGACGAGCGCGAAGGAGCUGCCGUACUUUGAAGGCGACUUCUGGCCCAACGUCCUCGAGGAGAGCAUCAAGGAGCUGGAGCAGGAGGAAGAGGAGCGGAAGAGGGAGGAGAACAGCACCUCCAACGAGAGCACAGAUGCCACAAAAGGAGACAGCAAGAAUGCCAAAAAGAAGAACAAUAAAAAGGCGAACAAAAACAAGAGCAGCUUGAGCCGAGCCAAUAAGAAGAAGCCCGGGAUGCCCAGUGUUUCCAACGACCUUUCUCAGAAACUCUACGCCACCAUGGAGAAGCACAAAGAGGUUUUCUUCGUCAUCCGCCUAAUUGCCGGCCCCACGGCCAACUCGUUGCCCCCCAUCACCGACCCCGACCCCCUGAUGGCCUGCGACCUGAUGGACGGCCGCGACGCCUUCCUGACCCUGGCCCGGGACAAGCACUUGGAGUUCAGCUCUCUGAGGAGGUCCAAGUGGAGCUCCAUGUGCAUGCUGGUGGAGCUCCACAACCAGAGCCAGGACCGCUUUGUGUACACCUGCAACGAGUGUAAACACCACGUGGAGACCAGGUUCCACUGCACCGUUUGUGAGGACUACGACUUGUGCAUCACCUGCUACAACACUAAAGGCCACGAGCACAAGAUGGACAAACUGGGGCUCGGCCUGGACGACGACAGCAACAACCAGGCCGCGGCCGCCACUCAGAGUCCCGGGGACUCUCGCCGCCUCAGCAUCCAGCGCUGCAUCCAGUCGCUGGUCCACGCGUGCCAGUGCCGCAACGCCAACUGCUCCCUCCCGUCCUGUCAGAAGAUGAAGCGGGUCGUCCAGCACACCAAGGGUUGCAAGCGCAAGACCAACGGCGGCUGCCCCAUCUGCAAGCAGCUCAUCGCCCUGUGCUGCUACCACGCCAAACACUGCCAGGAGAACAAGUGUCCCGUCCCGUUCUGCCUGAACAUCAAGCAGAAGCUGCGGCAGCAGCAGCUGCAGCACAGGCUGCAGCAGGCCCAGAUGCUGAGGAGGAGGAUGGCCACCAUGCAGCGGGUCGGUCAGCCUGCAGGCGGCCCGCCUGGAGGGCCCAUGGUCGGGCUUCCGUCGCCGGGGAACAACAGCACCACAGCGCCCAGCACGCCCACCUCAGUUGGCACCCAACCCCCGACCCCUCACACCCCGACUCAGAAUAUGCCUUCGGUCCCGCCACAGGGAGCGGGUCCUGGAAACGGAGUGCAGCAGCAGCAGCAAGGAGGGAUGCCCUCGCAACAUCCACUGAAUCAGUUCCAGCCCAUGGGCGGAGGAGCUGGCGGGGCAGGAGGAGCUAUGCAUUCUCCCCAGCACCAGCAGCAGAUGCUUCCUCAGAUGCAGCAGCAGCAGCAGCAGCAGCAGGGCGGCCCAGGGACCAACCCUCACCCACAGUACGCCAGCAGGCCACCAGGCUCCUCCCCGAUCCACCAGUCCCAGGGUAAACCGCUUCUUGGCUCGUCAACGCCGCCCCAGCAACCUGGUGGGGCUGUGAUGCCUGGAAACAUGGGGGGCCAGCAGCCCCCCGGUCAGCCCACGGGCCAGCCUCCGCUUCAGCAGCAGCAGACAUCGGGCCCCCCGCCAGCAGCAGUGGAAAUAGCUCUGAAGAUUCAACAGGUGGCUGACGCCCAGAGGAAGAUGGCUCUGCAGAGACAAGCGGCAGCCGCUACAGGCAUGAUGCAGUCGCACCCUCACCACCAACCGGGCCAAGCCCAGCAGAUGGCCAUGGGACACGCGGGACCCGUGGGGAUGGCGGGACCCCAGGGAAUGCCACAGCAAAACCAAGCAGCCCCAAGAGCCCACAUGGAUCAGCAGCAAGGCGCUCUGCAGGGGAUGAUGGCCGGCGGUGGGCACAUGCAGCAGCCCCCCCAGCAGGGGAACCUGCCCCCACAGGUGCAGCUGCAGCAGCAGAGGAUGGGUGCUCCUCUCCAGAACCCUCAACAGCAGCCAUGGGCCGGCCCGGGGAUACCGCCACAGCAGAGGCAGGCUAUGAUGAACCAGAUGAGCCAUCAAGCCAUGAUGCAGCAGCAACAACAACAGCAGCAACAACAGCAGCAGCAGCAGCAGGCUUCGCACCAACCAGGUCAGGGCCAUGCCGCCAUGAUGAACAUUGUACAUCAGCAGCAGCAAGGAUCUGCUGGUGGAAACAUCCCCCAGGCUGCCCUGCAGGAGCUGCUGCGCACUCUCCGCUCACCCAGCUCCCCGCUCCAGCAGCAGCAAGUGCUCAACAUCUUACGGUCCAACCCACAGCUCAUGGCUGCCUUCAUCAAGCAAAGAGCCUCCAAAUACAAGGGGGGACCGGAGGCUGUUCCGGGAGGAGGUCCCGGCGCUGCGGGGGGUCCUGUUGCAGGAGUGAACCCACAAGUGAACAUGAACGCUGCAGGCGCCGGCCAGCCAGGGAUGCACAUGGGGAGCCAGGGAGGGGCAAACGUCAACAUGGCGUCCAUGACUCAGCUCCAGCAGGUGCAGCAGCAGCAGCUACAGCAGCAGCUUCAGCAGCAGCAGCAGCAGCUGCAGCACCAACAGAGACCAAUGCUCAGCGGUUUACAGCAACAGCAGCAAGGGGUGGGGCGGGGUAUGCCAGCUCAGGGGCCGCAGGUGGGGAACCUCAACAGUCUCCAAGUACGAGAGUUUAUGAGGCGACAACUGCAGCAGCAGCAACUCCAGCAGCAGCAGCAGCAGCAACAACAACAGCAGCAGCAGAUGGGAAUCAAUCACGGUCAGUUCCAGCAGCCACAGCCUCCUCAGGGCCAGGCAUUCAUGGGGCAGCCCGGGAUGCAGCCCCCUGCGGUGGGGCAGGGUCCUCCUGGAGGCCCUCAGGGUCAGCAGGCGCAGGGCUACCCAGGCUCUGUGCAGCAGCAGGCCACAGCUGCCCUCCAGCAGAGGCUGCAGCACCAGCUCCAGAUGCAGCAGCAGCAGAACAGCAUGGCCGCCCUGCAAGGCAGUGAUGCGGGGCCAGGCGGCGGCGGCGUUCCUCAGCAACAGCCUCAAGGCCCACAGCCUCCCCAGGGCGGGGCCAACCCUCCGUCUUCCCAGGCCCUUUUCCAACAAUCUCUGCAGCAGAGGUUGCUCUCGCAGCAGCAGCACCUCGGCCCGGGCGGGUCGCCGGCCCAACACAGCAAUCCCAUGAGCCCUCAGCAGCCUCAGCAGAUGGCCCAGUCCCCACACCCCCACCUGCAGGGCCAGGCCCUGCAGACGUCGCUCGCCAACCAGGUGCGCUCGCCGCAGCCCUCGCCCAGACCUCAGUCCCAGCCGCCUCACUCCAGCCCGUCUCCCCGCAUGCAGCCUCAGCCGUCGCCGCAUCACAUCUCGCCGCAGGUCCAGACGGGCUCUCCGCACCCAAGCCACCUGAACCAGCACCAUCCGGGAAGUAGUCCAGCAGCAGUCAGCAAGCCAGCAGCAGCCAACAAGCAGCAGCAGCAGCAGAACGUCAUGGAGCAGUUUGGUUCUGAGCAGAGCGCCAUGCUUUCUCAGCUGAGCGGCAUGGCGGGUCUGCACGGGCCGGGGGGCAGCGGUCCGGACGCCAUGGGCCAGAACAUGAACCACAACUCCUUAGACCACAUGUAGGGGCUGCAGAGGGGCUCGGCGGAUUUCUGCACAAACUGCACUCACCAAGGACAGUGUUAUUAUUCCUUAGCCUUUUUUUUUACUGUUAUUAAAAAGUUAUUUAAAAUGUUUUCAAUAAAGAUGCAUUGAACUGAACUUCCUAUGGGAGAUGAACAAUAAACGGAGCAGUUGUUAAUUGAACUAGAAUGAAUUGUAACUUAUUGCUGUUAAUAUAUAUUUUUGCCAACUGAGGGGGUGGGGGGGGGCUCCCAGGUAAACAAAAGUACUUGCCUUUUUUUAAGAUAUGUUUUUACGAUUUUAAAAUGGGGUCAAGAAUUACAGAAGAAAUUACUUUAAUGCAAGUAAGUUGUUCUUUUUUUUUUUUUUGUUUUCUGUUUCGUAUCAUCCUGUCUGUUUUUUGCAGGGUGGUGCGAGCGAUCGGUGUAAAUUCAAACGCGAUGCAGAUUUUCUGGUUCCGUCUCGUUUGGACUCGUUUUAUUUAUUCUGUUUCAUUGGAGGGGGGGGGGGUACUGAUACGGCUUCGGUUCCUGUAGAAGUCUCUUUUUAUGUUAGCUUGUUUUGCUUUAGUUGUCUUAUGGGGGGGGCUGCUGUCUGGGUUGGAACGAUGUCAGUGUUUUGUUGCGGCGGUCAGGGGGCCUGCUCAGUCCGAAGUGUUCGACGGACACUUCUUCUUUGUUUUAUUUUUUUAUGUUUUUUGUUUUUUUGGUCGUCCAUCAGUCAGGCUGGAAGGGACUCUUCCCCUCGCAAACAUGCAAGCCCCCUCCCUCGAAUGUGUGCCCACUCCUUCCUUUUAAAGACUUCAAAUGGAGCUGCGGAGGCUUGGGGAGGGGGGGAUGCAUACCUUUGUGCCUGUAACCUUUUACAUAUGUGGGCUGGGAUGUAUAAAAAAACGGGAAGGGUGGCUUUUCUUUCCUCCUUAUUUUCAGGAUUCUACUGUUGAGUAAACAGAGGAUGAUGAUCCAAAUGAACUGUGUUGCACAGAAAUGAGGCGAAAGACGGCAAUACGAGAUGUUGGUCUCUUUCUUCCUCGUCCCCUUUGCUGCUUCCUUUGGACUUUUUAAUCCUCCUCUGGGGGAGGUUGAGCUCCCUCCUUAGAAACUGUAUCCUCUUUAUCUUUCUGCUCAGAACUUUGGGAGUUAAUUUAAUAUUUUUUACUGUACAAAGGAAACAAACUGUGGACUCAAAUACUGUUUUUUUAAUAAUAAAAUGAAAAUUAGCAAUACA